AGAAAAAAAAGGACAAGACUUUCCAACCUUUAUAGAUUGCGUCUCUCGCUGGCUAAGGAAUCUAUCUGUCGGCUUAAACAGAUUGAAUCACUUUGGUUCUUGAGUUUUGAUCAGCUCGACGAUUACGAUGCAAGAUUCUUCUCCUUCUUCUCAGGUUAAAGAAGAUGUCUCCAGAUCUCAACCAAAUAAAACCCAAUCGGAUGCUUCAAUCCACAAACUCCCCAACCCUAUGCCUAUAGGAAUCUUGAGGAACCUGAGUCUGAAAAGGAAAGCUUCUCUACCAAACUACGAGAAGAGAUUGCUACUUAGUCCAACUGUGUCAGAAACCUCUGAAAAGCCUAAUAGCUCCGUUGCUUCUUUGCCUUAUUGGAAAAGAUGCUUGUCACUUCCUUCUUCUGCAAAUGCUGCUAAUAAGUUGUCUCUGGCUACAUCUACACCUCCUGUUGUGCAUACUGACCAAUCUACAUCUAAUAGGGAUGGUGCAUCAGUUUCGAGAUCCUUGUCCAUGCCUGGGAGGAACAAAGUCAUUGUACGAGCUGUCUCUUUUGACAAUACAAACAAACAACAUGUUUCCAAUGAAGCAAGUGGUUGUGGAGAUGAAAUCACUCCGGUUACUGCGGAAGAAACUGAAGAAGAGAUCCCUGAAGAAGAAGCGGUGUGCAGGAUUUGUCUUGACGUCUGCGAGGAAGGCAACACGUUGAAAAUGGAAUGCAGUUGCAAAGGUGACCUCAGGCUCGUUCAUGAGCACUGUGCCAUUAAGUGGUUUAGUACAAAGGGAACCCGAAUCUGCGACGUUUGCCGACAAGAAGUCAGAAACUUGCCGGUGAUUCUGCUUCGUGUCCCAACAAUCAAUCAGCUUACCACUAGACGGGAACUCACUCAGCAGAAUCCACAGCCACAAAGCAUUAGUGUGGGACAAGAGUUUGUAGUGCUUGUACUCAUCAGCACCGUCUGCUACUUCUUCUUCCUUGAACAUUUACUUAUUCGUGACUUGAAAUCACAGGCCAUCUUUGUGGCAGCGCCAUUUUCAUUCACCUUAGCUCUCUUAGCCUCAACUUUUGCCGUUGUCCUUGCUAUCAGAGAAUACAUGUGGACAUACGCAGCUCUUGAGUUUGCACUAGUGGCCUUGCUUGUUCAUCUGUUAUAUCUUACAAUUGGUAUGCCGGUUGUCUACUCAAUGCUUUUCGCGGGGAUUCUUGGUUUCGGUAUGGCAAUGUGCUUAAACCAGCUGUACGUUUGCUAUGCUUCUCGGCUUGUGCGAGUUCCACAGAACCGGAACUUAGUAUAAAGAAAGUCUCUUCCCUUUUUUGUAGUUCCUUUUGUUCUCCCUUGAAAGCUUGUAUAUGAAAGUGUAUAUUGCUGGAUAGAAAGAUUCACCUGAAACAGUAAAAGAUCUGUAGAUGCAUA
Molecule: messenger RNA, 1407 nt
Organism: Brassica oleracea var. oleracea
Lineage: Eukaryota; Viridiplantae; Streptophyta; Magnoliopsida; Brassicales; Brassicaceae
Exons: 8
Coding region: 128-1288 (386 amino acids)
Molecular function (GO): zinc ion binding
Source: RefSeq, a predicted model, not a curated record